AAGAUUCAAAUAAAGAUAAUAACCAAGUUAGGUGUGGGCCUCUUUCUUUGCCUUUCAAUCUUUAUAUUUGUAUGCGCCAUUGUUCAAGACUCAGGAACCUUUUACCAAAGCACACUUGACUAUCCAUGGAAAGACUUCUGGCUUCAUAUAAAAGCUUAUAUCAGAGUCACCAUGGGUUCCCUCACUGCCUAUCAAUCUACGCUUGUUAGUGACAACAAAGCGUCCGAUAAGAUGAAAGCAGGUCUUUACAAACUUACCAGGCUUAUUCACAAUCUAAGGGUCUCUCUACGUUACCCGUCGCAGCCCGGUGGUAAUGAAAUCAGGGCAGCGACAGGAAAACCCAUGCUGUUUCCUUCGAUCCCACGCCCCACUUUAGGUACUUUACGGGCAUGGCUUGGCAAUCGGACUGAACGUGAUUUCAACUCUUUACAAAGCUACAGCUACCCUUUGUUGGAUCAGACGAAUGAACAUCACGACUUUAUUAGACCUCCUAGAGUCGCGAAAGGUAAGGGUCUUGGGUGA
Molecule: messenger RNA, 522 nt
Organism: Aspergillus sclerotioniger CBS 115572
Lineage: Eukaryota; Fungi; Ascomycota; Eurotiomycetes; Eurotiales; Aspergillaceae
Exons: 1
Source: RefSeq, a predicted model, not a curated record